AUCUCACCCUGCGCUGCACUUUUCCCGUCUCAACCACUCGACAAGGCAGAAUGUCUCAUCCCAAAGAUGUUGGCAUCAAGGCCAUUGAAAUCUAUGUCCCGGGACAGACGCUAGACCAGGCCCAAUUCGAAGCUCAUCAGGGAGUCUCCGCGGGAAAAUACACCAUCGGCCUCGGACUGACUUCGAUGAACUAUUGCACGGAUCGAGAAGAUGUAUGCUCUCUCGCGCUAACCGCCGUUUCAUCACUUCUCGACAAGUAUUCGAUCGAUCCGAAAUCCGUAGGCAGACUCGAAGUCGGCACCGAGUCCCCCUUCGACAAGGCAAAGUCAGUCAAGAGCGUUCUGACUCAGCUGUUCGGCGACAACCACAGUCUGGAAGGUGCGGAUACGGUGAAUGCGUGCUACGGUGGCACAAAUGCCUUGCUCAACGCUAUUAAUUGGGUCGAAUCUCGCUCGUGGGAUGGGCGAGAUGCUAUUGUUGUGGCCUCAGAUAUUGCGCUCUACAAGCAGCCUACCGCCAGACCCACCGGAGGUGCAGGGUGCGUCGCCAUGCUGGUUGGCCCGAAUGCUCCUAUAAUUUCUGUUCCUGGCCUGCGUGGUACGUAUAUGACACACGCAUAUGACUUCUACAAGCCCGAGUUGCACUCCGAGUAUCCAUUCGUGGAUGGCCAUCUGUCCAUAUCCUGCUACCUGUCUGCGCUCGAUGGGUGCUAUGCGAAUCUGCAGCAGAAUGCAGCACGAACGUCAAGUAACGCCGAGAGAUAUCCAGAGGCCGCCGCUAUUCUCGAGCGGAAUCGACAAACCUUUGUCGACAUCUUCGACUUCAUGGCCUUCCAUACCCCCAACUGCAAGCUUGUCGGGAAAUCGUACGGCCGACUCCUGUACAACGACUUCCUCCGCGAAAACAGGUCUCACCAGGCCUUCACCAAUGUGCCCAAACACCUUCGCGACUUGGUCUACGAAGAAUCUCUCCGUUCGAAGGAACUCGAAACAUUCUUCGUCCAACUCAGCAAGCCUCAAUUCAAAGCCCGCAUUGAGCCAUGCAUUCGGGCACCAAGUCGAUGUGGCAAUAUGUACACUGCCAGCCUGUACUGCUCACUGCUCAGUCUGAUUUCUUACGUAGGGUCCGAUGCACUCCAGAACAAAACCAUCGGCCUAUUUAGCUAUGGCAGCGGCAUUGCAAGCACCUUGUUCACUCUGCAAGUUGUGGGAGACGUCAGCCAGAUGAUUCAGAAGGUGGAUCUUGCUGCUCGUCUGGACCAGCGUCACGUAGCCACACCUGAUGAACAUGAAGAGGCCUGCAAACUACGCGAAGCGGCCUACGGAAAGAGAAGCUACACACCACAGGGCUCGUUGGAACAUAUCGGGGACGGAGUCUAUUAUUUGGAAGCUGUGGACGAUCAAUACCGGCGCACAUACAGGGUCCAAAGUGCGGCCGUCAAUGGAACUUAUUAAGCACGCAGAACAAACCACAAUAGACAGUAGACAGUAGACGCAUUGAUAGCUGAUUGAAACCCCUC
Messenger RNA from Trematosphaeria pertusa, 1519 nucleotides. RefSeq names its product hydroxymethylglutaryl-CoA synthase. The record is from RefSeq and is a predicted model, not a curated record. Bases 51 to 1454 code for a protein of 467 amino acids. Gene Ontology annotation, biological process: acetyl-CoA metabolic process; ergosterol biosynthetic process. NCBI's taxonomy places the organism in Eukaryota, Fungi, Ascomycota, Dothideomycetes, Pleosporales, Trematosphaeriaceae. The transcript has 4 exons. Gene Ontology annotation, molecular function: hydroxymethylglutaryl-CoA synthase activity.